UUCUCUCUAACCUCUCUUUUUCUCUCUCUAGAAAGAAAGAAUCUAGGGUUUGUUCCGAACAGUGAAUCUUCUUCGCUAUUGAGCUCCACUGCUUCUGGUUAUUAUGUGACGUUUUUAUCCACAACCAGAAAACACGAGGAGGACACUGAUUUCCUGAUAUAAUGGCAACCGAAAGUCCAAUUAGAAUGCCAGAAACUAGUGGGAAGUGGGCAUCCCAUAAGAAGGCCUCAACCUUUGUUCCAUCAUCUGCUAGUAUGGCAGCAGAGGAAUUGAAACUACUACUGAAAGGCCACAGCUUUACUGGCAGCGGAAAGGAUGUCGCUCCUAACCGAAGCGGGAGCGCGCCCCCUAGCAUGGAGGGUUCGUUUUUGGCCAUUGAUAAUCUAUUGUCCCAGCAGAAUGCCGAAGCAAGUGAAAGCUUGGAAACUCUUAAUAUUGCUAUUGGGAAUUAUGAGUCUGAGGAACAAAUGCGUGCUGAUCCAGCUUAUUUGUCCUAUUACUGCUCCAAUGUGAAUCUGAACCCUAGACUUCCUCCCCCACUUAUUUCAUGGGAGAAUCGCCGGUUAGUACGCCAUAUUGGUAGUUUUGGGAAUAAUUGGGGAUUGACUUCUGUAGACGACAGUGGUAAUGUUUCCUUGCACUUUUCUCAAGGAUCCCUUCCUACACACAAGGAAGAAUCCGAAGAUGAGCAGUCAUCCCAGCAGCCUUCUAACAGUUGGGUAGAUGGGACAAGUGAAAUUUGGUCUGGAGAGGACAACAAUACAUCAGCAGACCAACACAAAGUUGCUGCUGACUUAUUACGGGAAGAUUUUCGUGGCUCCCCAUCGCCUGUAUAUAAUCAACGUCAUGUUUUAAGCGACGAAAUAGCUGAGGAAUCUGCUGAUCAUGAUACUGGUUCCAGCUCCUUGUAUGAUUCUCCUAUUAACACACCCAAUAAUAUUAUGUCCAAUAUGGGAAUGGAUGAUGCAGCAUCAUCAAAUGUCGAUCUCUCAUCUGCUCCUGGUCCCAGUUCAUCGUCUCUUGAUUGUACUAGAAGCAUGAGUGGUAAUGACUCAAGAAUUAAUGUCAUUGCUUCUGAAAUGAAGGCUCUUAAUAUCUCUAACCUUCGAAAUUCUGGGAAUCAAGUAAAUCAAGAACAAUGGCAGCACAAAUGCCAGAAUAAUUUUGUGCAAAACAAGAUACACCAACAACAAAGCAAUUUAGGUCAAACCCAAAGUGCCAAAUCUCAAGUAGCUAACCAAGGAGUUAACUCCACAUAUGCCGGUGUGGAUCAAUUUCUCCACGGCCCCUCUAAGUUCUCAGCUGAGGUACAGCCUGUACUACACUCGUCAGGGUUCACACCUCCGCUUUAUGCUAAUGCGGCAGCCUACAUGGCUUCAGCAAAUCCAUUUUAUUCAAAUAUGCAGGCUCCUGGCCUUUUCCCUACACAAUAUGUUGGUGGAUAUACUUUGAAUCUCAAUGCUUUUCCUCCAUACAUGGCUGGAUAUCCUCCUUCUGGAGCUGUUCCAUUGGUUGUUGAUGGAAAUGCAGGUCCAAGCUUCAACACUCGAACACCUGGUGUUUCAGCUGGUGGUACUAUUCCUCAUGGGGUGGAUGUGCAGAACUUAAAUAAAUUUUAUGGACAACUUGGCUUUCCAAUGCAGCCUUCUUUUGUUGACCCUAUGUAUAUGCAAUAUCCUCAGCAGCCGUUUGGAGAACCAUAUGGUAUUCCUGGUCCGUUUGAUCCGAUGGUGGCAAGGGGUGGUGUUAUUGGAGGUCAGGUUAAUGUUCCUGACCCAAAGAAAGUAUUGGAUAAUGCUCCUUAUAUGGAUGAGCACAAAAUUCAGCAUCAGAGACAUCCUUCACCUGCUAUGACUCCACGAAGAGGAGGGCCAAUGGGUCCAACUUAUUUCGGGAAUCCACCAAAUGCUGGUAUUUUGAUGCAGUACCCAACCUCUCCCCUUGCAAGUCCAGUUUUGCCGGGUUCACCUGCAGGUGGAACUGCUCUUCCUCGGGGGAGAACUGAUAUGAGAUUUCCACCAACUUCUGGUAGAAAUACCAACGUAUAUUCUGGAUGGCCAGGGCAGAGAGGUUUCGAAAGUUUUGACGACCCCAAGAUAUAUAAUUUCCUUGAGGAGUUGAAAUCUGGCAAGGGCCGCAGAUUUGAGCUAUCUGAUAUCACAGGACAUAUUGUCGAAUUCAGUUCUGAUCAACAUGGGAGCCGAUUUAUUCAGCAGAAGUUGGAAAAUUGUAGUGGGGAAGAGAAGGCAUCUGUGUUCAAAGAAGUUCUUCCACAUGCAUCCAGAUUGAUGACUGAUGUUUUUGGUAACUAUGUCAUUCAAAAGUUUUUUGAGUAUGGCAGCCCUGAUCAGAGGAAGGAACUUGCAAAUCAACUGACAGGUCAAAUAUUGACUUUAAGUCUUCAAAUGUAUGGCUGUCGUGUAAUUCAAAAGGCACUAGAGGUCAUCGAGCUUGAACAAAAAGCACAGCUUGUUCGUGAACUUGAUGGACAUGUUAUGAGAUGUGUCCGGGACCAAAAUGGAAACCAUGUAAUACAAAAAUGCAUCGAGAGCAUUCCAACAGAAAAGAUAGGGUUUAUAAUAUCUGCAUUCCGUGGCCAAGUUGCAACGCUUUCUAUGCAUCCUUAUGGUUGUCGUGUUAUACAGAGAGUUCUGGAGCAUUGCACAGAUGAGCUGCAAUGCCAAUUUAUAGUUGAUGAAAUCUUGGAGUCUGUAUGUGCUCUGGCUCAGGAUCAGUAUGGAAAUUAUGUCACUCAGCAUGUGUUAGAGAGGGGAAAACCUCAUGAAAGACGCCAAAUUAUCAGCAAGUUGUCAGGGCAUGUUGUACAGUUGAGCCAGCAUAAGUUUGCAUCAAAUGUUGUUGAAAAAUGUUUGGAGUACGGUGGUCCUGGAGAACGGGAACUCCUAAUUGGUGAGAUUGUUGGGCAUAAUGAGGGAAAUGAUAAUUUGCUGGCAAUGAUGAAGGAUCAAUUUGCAAAUUAUGUGGUCCAGAAGACCCUUGAAAUCUGUACAGAGAAUCAACGGACAAUAUUGCUCAACCGUAUAAGAGCUCAUGCUCAUGCGUUGAAGAAGUACACCUAUGGGAAACACAUUGUUGCUCGAUUUGAACAGGUUUUUGGAGAAGAAAAUCAGCCGUCAACAUAAACAUUGCGCACACAAUUUCCUGGGGCCUUAAGUCUGCGCCUGCAAUACAGGAAACGAUAAUCACGAAAACCUGUUCUGUUAUUUGGUUGGGAACCCGAGGGCCUACUUCUACGAACGUUGUCACGCGGCCCACCUGGCCGACACUGCAAGCCGUGUUGUGCAUGUCUGCAAUCUGAACACUUCCGAGGGUUGGAAGUGCCAAUCACUGGAGGAUUGGUGUGUGUAUAAGUUGGUAAAUAUUUUUACAUUUACACGCUAGGAUUAUUGGCUUGUAAUAACUACAUGGGAAUAUUUGGAAGGAAACCCUUCCUGGUAAUGUAAAUUAAUGUACUAGAUUUACACUGCAAACUUGCACAUGCGUGGUUUUUAUUGGAAAUUGAUGGUCGCUUACUUAGAAACGUUUUGCGUCUUUGGUGCCUUGUUCUUCAUGUUUA
This is a messenger RNA of Morus notabilis, 3577 nucleotides long. RefSeq names its product pumilio homolog 6, chloroplastic. Bases 162 to 3143 code for a protein of 993 amino acids. Gene Ontology annotation, biological process: post-transcriptional regulation of gene expression. Lineage: Eukaryota; Viridiplantae; Streptophyta; Magnoliopsida; Rosales; Moraceae. Gene Ontology annotation, molecular function: mRNA binding. Gene Ontology annotation, cellular component: cytoplasm. The transcript is spliced from 11 exons. The record is from RefSeq and is a predicted model, not a curated record.